Molecule: messenger RNA, 3339 nt
Organism: Geosmithia morbida
Lineage: Eukaryota; Fungi; Ascomycota; Sordariomycetes; Hypocreales; Bionectriaceae
Product: Chromosome segregation ATPase
Exons: 4
Coding region: 1-3339 (1112 amino acids)
Molecular function (GO): protein binding
Source: RefSeq, a predicted model, not a curated record
AUGUCAUGGGAGCUGCCGCUCUUGACAUCUCUCGUCCUCAGCGUUCUGGGCUUCUGGUCGCUCGGCUCCAGUGGUCCUCGCCUUGGCUUCUUCACGACCUUGGCUGCCGUCCUCAGCGCCGCUCCCUUCCUCGUCGAUCACCGCCGUCUGCUCCGUACAAUCUACUCUGUUGAAUCUCUGGUCCUCAACGAUUUGAGGCCAGAUGUUCUGCUGGCCACUCACUUCAGGAUGGCCUUGACUUUGGGAGCCGUUGUUUGGCCGCGGCUGACCACCUUCCUCAUCAUCAGGCUCCUCCAUCGAUCGUGGCAGACGAUAUGGAAACCUGUCCCCGAACUCAUCAACAUUCUCGGCGUCGAUGUCCCCGAACCUCCCGAUGUAUGCCUCGCCGGCAUCCGAGCCGAUGCCGCCACCCUCAGCUGGACGCGACCUCUACCGAACCGUCCGGUCCAGAAAUAUCUUAUCCAGGUCAAUGGGAUACACGUGGGAGAGUCCCCCGGCAACGAGAUUGCCAUAACGGUUACCGGUCUAAAGCCAGACCACUUCUACAACAUUCGCGUCGUGGCCAUGGGACCCAACAAUUUCCAGGCAGCCAGCCAGACCGUCCGCCUCCGGACCUUUGGCAAGGAUGGGAAGCCGUAUCUCGGCAACGCUCGCCUGCCUACCAGCUUCAUCGGCGAUGAACAGUCUAGGCCGAAGGGUCUCGAGGAUGACGCCCUCCAGGGCUCUGCCACGUGCUCAUUUGCCGCCGUCGAAGCCGCUCCCGUUCUUGAUGGUAGCCAAGCCGCGAGGCGGGAUUCCGCCGGCGCCCAGCCGGGCCAGCGGCGAAACACGAUAAACCGACGCCACUCUCCCUCCGUCACGAGCGCAGACCACCAACCCGCCAAGCAGCCCUCCGCGAACGAUGCCGAGGCGUCGCUCGACGAGCUCAACCGCCGCUUUCAAGAGAUCCGCAAGGAAAUCAAUGACACGGUGGCCCUGCUCGCCGCUGAUGAGGCCGAGUACAAGCAGAUCGAAGAAGAGCUGAAGAGGGAUAAGGAAUCCAAGAGGCAUUCGCUCAAGGAGAAGGAAGAGCUGACUGCCGGCCUAAAGGGCCAGGUCCGGUCCACCAUGGAAUCUAUGCGCGCCGCUGAAAAGGAACGCAGCAGGAAAGAGCAGCAGCUCAAGGACAAGGAGGCCAAGAAGUCAAAGGUUCGCGACAGCAUAAGCAAGCUCGAGCAGGAAAUGGAGAGGAUGAAGAAGGAGCGCGACGGCUUCCAGGCCCAGAAGGCAUCACUCGAGCACAAGAGGGACUCGGACGUCAGCAACCUCCAGGCAGAGCUCUCCAAGCUCCAGGAGGACUACAACCAGCUCGAGACGGACCUCAGCAACAAGGGCAAGCAGCUCAACGAGAUGAAGGGGGCCCGGAAGCAUCUCCCCGGCGCCGACGACGAGCAGGUCAAGGAAAGCGACGAGCGCACCCGGAGGGAGUGGGAGGGUCUACGGAGCGCCCUGCAUCACCAGCUGGUCGAGGAGACCAAGAUUAGCCACCAACUCGAUCAGCGAUACCACGCCCUCGCCAAGCAGGUCAACCUCCAGCAUCACCAGUCCGGCAUGGCCUUUUACGGCCCGCCGGAUCCUACGUCUGGCGCCAUGGACCAUGGCGCCAUAUCAGCCCAACAACAGCAGCAGCUACAGCAGCAGCAGCAGCAGCAGCAGCAACAACCCAAGCACCCAAGCCUCAACAGCAGCGCCGACGCACGCAUGCCGCCCCUCGACUCUCAGCUUCCCGUGACGGAAUCGCCGCCUCAGCUCCCGCCGGGCCUGACCCGCAUCCCCCCUUCCUUUGCACCCCUGCUCUUCCUCCACAACGGAGACGAUAUCGAAGAGGAGCUCAGGUCUGCCGUGGGGCCCCUGAGCCCUUCGGCCCAGGCUUACCUGCCUUCUGGCAUCAUCGACAAUGAGACCGAUACCCGGCCAGUCCGGACCCCGAUGCUGCCCGAGUCCGUCGCCGCUCGCGAGGAUGAUCCGCAGUCGCCGGCGUCGUCGGGCCACUCCUUUAGUGUGUUCUCGAGCCCGCAUUCGUCGUCGUACAAGCUCCCCUUCCCGCAGUAUCAGGACAAGAGCGAACAGGCCUCCCUGAACAUGAAACACUCGGGCACGGCGGCUUCCGCCUCGGGCCACAGGCUCACCAGCCUCCUGUCGGGCUUCCAGCGUAACAGGGGCGGCAGGCCUGGAGACGACGGCGAGGCCGAUGAGGGGCUCCCCAUCGGCUCGCUCAAGGGAGGCCAGAGCCAGUCGUUCCCCCGCGGGACCGACGAAGUCGACAUCACGGGGACCAGGCGCAGGAUGACCCUUUCGCUCAAGAGCCACCGUAACUCGACCGGUCUUGACGGAUCGCUGGCGCAGGCCCUCGGGGGGUCCUGGAUACUGCCACGGCGCCUGAACCCGUUUGCCAGCUCGGCCGCCGGGAACUUCUUUGAUCGCAACCCGGAUGGGUCCCGCCCGGCAUCCAUCGCCUCUUCGGAUCUGCUCCAACCGUCCGCGGACAGCGGGUCGAUCUGGAACGCGCCGGGUGCCGAUGCAGGGUCGGUACACCGCAUGUGGUCGCCGGGCGAUGGCUGGUGGGGGUCUCGCAACGGAUCCCGACGGCCCAGCAACCACGGGUCCCCCUCGGCCCUGACGACGACGCUCGCCUCGGCCGACGAUGAGAUACUGUACGAAACGGAGCUCAACGACCCUCAGACGUUACCGAGCCAGGACUGGCCGUCGGACCAACCGCGCAUGUCCCGCGACGCCCAGUCGGUAGACACUCUGGUGUCCGUGUCGGAGUCGCACGACUCCCUGCCACCGGACGCGUCCCACUCGAGCGCGACCAACCUGGAGCAGCUGCUCUCUUCGAGCGUCAGCUCGACGCCCCGCGAUGCGGAAGGCGGCGCCAACGGCGUCAACGGGAUCCGCAAGCUCCUCCGCAAGGGCAGCUCGUCGAGCAAGUUUAGCCUGUCCAGCCGUCUGGGCAAGGAGUCUGGCGGUGGCCUAUUCAAGAAGGGUCCCGGUAGCGCGACGACCAACUCGGACAGGAACGCCUCGGCUGAGCACCGGUCCAGCAUCGGCGACCUGGACGACCCAGGUGAGGACCCGACAGCCCAGUACGGGCGCAGCUACGACAGCAUCACGAGCAGUCCGUCCCUGGGACCGGCAGUGUCCAAGGAGUCGAUGAGGGAGUCCUUGUCCGGCAGCAACGGCAAGGAGAGCCGCAUGUCCAACUGGAGGUUCAUGAAGAAGAAGGGCAAGGAUGCCACGGCUACGACGCCCAGCAAGGAGAAGGAGAGCCUGGAGAUGGACAGGACGCCGGACGAGUGA